This is a messenger RNA of Hippopotamus amphibius kiboko, 1029 nucleotides long. It is a transcript of the gene RNF228, whose product is annotated as RING finger protein 223. The transcript has a single exon. The record is from RefSeq and is a predicted model, not a curated record. Gene Ontology annotation, biological process: protein ubiquitination. NCBI's taxonomy places the organism in Eukaryota, Metazoa, Chordata, Mammalia, Artiodactyla, Hippopotamidae. Bases 1 to 1029 code for a protein of 342 amino acids. Gene Ontology annotation, molecular function: ubiquitin protein ligase activity.
AUGGCAGCGCUGGCGAGCGACGGCGGCGGCGAGCGGAGCCCAACCAAUAUCCCCGGGAGCUCGACAGGAGCCGGGGGCGCCGCGGCGGGAGCCUGGGACGGCGGGGACGGAGGCGACGCGGGAGCCCGGAGCGCAGCGGCGACAGUCCCCGGUCUCCCUCCGCUCGAGGACUACGAGUGCAAAAUCUGCUACAACUACUUCGACGCAGACCGGCGCGCGCCCAAGCUGCUGGCGUGCCUGCACACCUUCUGCCAGGAGUGCCUGAGCCAGCUGCAGCUCCGCGCCGCCGCCGCCGCCGCCGCCGCCGCCACCGCCGCCGCGCCUGAGCGCCCGCUGCGCCCGCCGCCCUGGCACGGCCCGCCCGGCGCCAUCGCGUGCCCCGUGUGCCGCCACCGCACGCCACUGCCCGACAGCCGCGUGCACGCCCUGCCCAACAAUACCAAGCUCGCCGAGGCCUUCCCGCUGGCCCUACGCGCCGCGCACGACCCGCUACCCCAGGACCGCCUUCCGCCGCUGCCCGCGCGCCGCCCAGCGCCAGCCGCGGCCCCGCCGCCCACCCCGGCCCCGCCGCCGCUGCCGCCGCCCGCGUCCGCCGGGGACGCGGCCCAAGGACCACGCGCCCGCGCCGGCCUGCGCGCCCCGGGCGCCUACGAGAGCUGCCAGAACUGCAAGCGCGCCGCGCUCACCGCCGGCUGCGUGUGCGUCGUCUUUUCCUUCCUCUCCAUGGUGGUGCUGCUCUUCACCGGCCUCAUCUUCGUCAACCACUACGGCGGCGGCGGCGGCGGAGCCCUCCCGGGAGGCGGGGCACCAGCUGGUGCGGCCCCGGCAGCCGGUUCUCCCUCACCUUCGCCCGUGGGGCCCAUCUGCCUGUCGGUGGCCAGCAUCCUGGCGCUCUUCUCGGUCAUCGUCACUUGGAUCGUCUGCUGGCUCAAGUACCGGCCCGAGGGCGCGGCCGCGGGCUCGGCGGGGGGCGGCGGCGGCCCAAGGGCGCGGGCGGCGGCGGGCGGCGCGCGGAGGAGCGAAACGUAG